AUGGACCCCGGAACAACAAUCACAACGUGGCAACAAGCAUUUGAGGAAUAUCGCAUUCCCACCACCCGGACGAUCGAGAAGCAAUUGCGGUCCAGUGCGGCACGAGACAAAGAAAAGUUACGGGCUCUCGUUGGUGGAAGUUAUCGAGAACUCCUGGCGACAGCGGAGGCAAUUGUGAUUUUGGACACCAAAACCAAGACUACAGAAGACCGUCUCUCAUCCAUCGCCCAUGAGUGUCGGCCACCCCAGCAAGAUGCUUCUUAUCGACCCCCUCCUCCAGGCAAGGCCACGUUGGCGCAAUUUCGACUCCUGCAACGGUGCUGCACGACAUCGGCCGCUUCUCUACGAACCCGUAAUUUACUCCAAUGUGCUCAGCUCAUCGUCGUGUCUCGUUUGUUGUUGAAGUCUCUAAGUGAUCAAGAGGUGUUAGCCAAAGGCCGUGAAUUUCUGCGAAACAGAAUCAGUACACUCCGCCGACAGUUACUUGGAGAAGUUGAUGCUGAAUUGGUCAAUCCUAUUGUAACAUUAUCGGAUCUUCUGGAUUCGAUAUGUUCUUAUUGCUUGGUCACUAGUGUAUCGUCGGAGGAUGCCCUCGCUCAUCUUUGUCAACUUAGACUCGAAAAGCUCCGGCGUCAAUUAAACGUUGCCCGUCAAGCAUCAAUGAUUUACGAAGCUCUUCAAUAUCAGCUGGCUUCUCUACAAAUGUUCAAGGCUUUGACCGGUCGUCCCAUCACCGAAGCAAUCCACAACCUUCAGAAACGGCCCAUUCUGGUCGAUCCAACAAUCAGAGACCUCGAGCUCCUUGACCUGGACAGGACUUGGCCACUCAUUCCCACCGAGAUCCAGUCGUUUGUUCCGUAUUUUAAACGGAGUGGGCCGACCGCUGACGAAACGAAUGCGAAGUUGGAGGCCUGGUCGCAGGACGCCUGUGGCGCCCUUACUGGCGCCAUGAAGAAUCAUCUCACAGAGCUGAACGAUAUAACCACGAUCCUCGAAUUGAGAAAGGAUCUGUACACAAUUCUGCUCCGUUCAUAUUUCUCAACCCCCGCCGGCGCCGAGAUCCAAAAACAAGUUCGACACGUCCUCAACGAACGAAUCAGUGCCAUCUGCCAUAGCGAAGGAUCGCAAUUGAUGGAAAUCACCAAAUCUAUACUCCAGGGAAUCAGUAUCAACAGACCAAACAAGAAAUCAUUAUGGGAUCCCGACAUAGCCCAAUCUAGUCUGAGCAAUGGUGCUGGCAAUUUCAUCAAGCAGGUGAAAAUCCACCACGCCGGCCUCAGCGGUGCGCUUUCAAAAGCCACCAAGGCGUUGGAUUCCUGGAUAUCAUCGGCCCGCAUGAUUCAAUCCCAGAUAGACCACCUGGCAAAGAUUCGGUGGCGAGAUAUCAUCGAAGAGCCAGAGGAAGAAUACGAAGAGGACGCGUCGGAUUUGAUACAGACGCUUUCGACGAGAGAUCCAGAUUCAUACCAUAAAAGCUUGCAAGAGGCCGUACAAAAGGCCAUAUCGAAUUACGAGACGAGCAUGACACGAGCAGCAUCUGAACUGGUGGAUUCAAACGAGGUGGACGUCGCUCCAAAUUUCCGCGAGGCUGUGACGUUACUGCGCUCCAUACGACUCUCAACAGUGUCAUUGCAACAAGCCUUCCCCCACGGGACAAGCUUCACACAACUCACCGAUAUUGUGCCCCAAUUGCACGAGGUCGUGGCGAGGGAGGUGAGCCGCCGACUUUUCGAGGUAAUGGAGGAGCGCAAGGAAAGAUCAUUGAAUUGGGACAUGACGGCGUUGCCGGAACCCAUGCCUUCCCCUAAGGCCUUUAGCACACUACGCCGAAUGUGCCAGAUCAUGCUCGAAAUCGGCGGGACAGACCUCUGGUCUCCGCCUGCGGUUGACGUCGUGAAGAAGACCGUCACUCGACGGAUUUUCGAUGCCGAGCACCAACGCUGGUAUGUAGAGAAUGAAUUGGACGCGGCGUAUCUCAAGGCCGCUCUUGGAUACGAUACCGAAGAAUCUGCAUCCAAUCCAUCGGAGGCUGGGCGAGCUGGGGUUGAAUACUGGACGAGGACAAAGCUCCUAUUCGGUGUGCUGGCUUGA
Messenger RNA from Rhinocladiella mackenziei CBS 650.93, 2091 nucleotides. RefSeq lists its product as uncharacterized. NCBI's taxonomy places the organism in Eukaryota, Fungi, Ascomycota, Eurotiomycetes, Chaetothyriales, Herpotrichiellaceae. Bases 1 to 2091 code for a protein of 696 amino acids. The record is from RefSeq and is a predicted model, not a curated record. The transcript has 2 exons. Gene Ontology annotation, biological process: intra-Golgi vesicle-mediated transport. Gene Ontology annotation, cellular component: COG complex; Golgi apparatus.